Molecule: messenger RNA, 2187 nt
Organism: Closterium sp. Naga37s-1
Lineage: Eukaryota; Viridiplantae; Streptophyta; Zygnematophyceae; Desmidiales; Closteriaceae
Source: the annotation of a GenBank genome assembly
AUGGCGGCGGGGCGAUCGGGACUAACUUUCGCGACGGGGAUGCGCGGGCGAGAAGCCGCUGCUGUGCCGUCGCUACUGCAGCUGUGUGUGGGCGAGGUGGGGCGCUACCUGCCGCACCUCCUGCGCAUGGACAUGGACGCACACGAAUUCAACUUGAGGGGAUUUGUGGCGCUGCUGCCCCCCCACGCGCGGCUGGCGCUGACAGCCAUUGCGAGGCGCCGAGGGCUGCUUUUUGAUUGGCUGCUGGAGGCGCUGGUGGAUGACACGUGGCACAGUGUGGACUUGUGUGGGUCCGACGUGUCAGACCAAGGCCUGUGCCACGUGGCACAGACAUGCCCCAACCUUGUAGCUUUAGACAUCAGAGAAUGCAAUGCUGUGUCACUGCACGGCCUCACACUCCUCCUCAAAGCCUGCCCCGCGCUGCAGCUGCUGCGUAUGGGUUUGCUUCCCAUUCCCUCAUUCCGCGUACCACAAUUCAUCACUUCUCCUUUCCACCCUCCUUUUCCGCGUCUCCCCUUCCCUCUUUCCCCCAUUCCCUCCUUUUGCUCCCGCUUAUUCCCUGUCUCCCCUCCUCCCCUCCUCCCCUUCUCCCCUUGUCUCCUUCGUCCGCCCAUCCCGCUUCCCCUCUUCCUCCUCAGGGGCUCCCCUGCUUGCAACAAGGUCGCCAGAGCAGCAGUCAAGUGGAUGCUACCGCAGCAUCCUGUAAGGGGUACAGAAGGUGCAGAGAGCGCAGAGGCAGGAGAGGAGGAGGUGGAGGGGGAGGGGGAGACAGCGCAAGGAGAGAGGGAGGGGGGGGAGGGCGGGUGGGAGGGCAGUUGGGAGGAGGUGGAGGAGCGACUGGAGGAGAGGGUUCCUGCCCUGCGGUGGCUCAUCUGGUGCCCCUUGCGUGGGUCCCCUGCGUGGGUCCCCUGCGUGUGCCCCUUGCGUGGGUCCCCUGCGUGGGUCCCCUGCGUGUGCCCCUUGCGUGGGUCCCCUGCGUGUGCCCCUUGCGUGUGCCCCUUGCGUGGGUCCCCUGCGUGUACCCCUUGCGUGGGUCCCCUGCGUGUGCCCCUUGCGUGUGCCCCUUGCGUGGGUCCCCUGCGUGUACCCCUUGCUGCCCCUUCUGAUUGCUUUCACCUUCACCCUCUCACACCCAUGCUUUCGACCCACCACUCCACUCCCAUUCAUCGCCUUCCCCCACCAUUGCCCGUCACCCGCACGAGUUCACUCUCACCACUCCUUCCUAUGCAACCUGCUCUUCCAUUGUCGGCGGACAGUCAACGUGCGUUUGCCUUACCCCUGUGUCCAUCCCAACCCCAUUCUCCCGCAAUCUCUCUCUCGCAUUCUCUCCCUUCCCCUCCACCCGCCCAUCGCCCUUCUCAGCCCGACGCUGACCCCAACUCAGCAGCGCUGCUCGCCUCCAAGUGCCCGCGUAUCCUCCUCAACCCCGCCCCGCCCUCUCCUCCUCCCCCCCACUCUCUGCCUCCCCCUUACUGUCACAUCCCCACUACUCUUCCCUCCUCCGACCCGUCCAUUCCUCCUAACCUCCCCACUUCCAUCCCUGCCCUCCCCUCCGCACUCCUCUCGCGAAUCCCCCUGCAAGCCUUCCCGGCUCUCCCCCUCGACACCCCGCACCUGGUCGGUAUCCCCCCGGCAGUGUGGGAGAGGGGCGCUGGAGAGGACGAGGAGGAGGGGGAAGGCGAGGAGGAUGGGGAGGAGGGUAUAAGAGGAGAGGCGGAGGCAAGAGGGCGGAGGAGAGGAUUGGCGAUGGGAGGAGCACAAGCAAAGGUGAAGUCAGGAACGGAGGUACCACAAGAGGUACAUCAGGAACCAGAGGCGCCACAGCUGUCGAUAGCAGAGCGGUUCAGGCUGGCGUUUGUGGCGCGCGAUGAGAGGCUGGCGCCCAAGCGCGCCAAGAACCAGCGCCAGAGGGAGCGCCGCGAGGGGCGGGACCGCGCCGCUGCUGACGUGGCGCUGCGGGCGCGGCUGCUGGCAAGUGCUGCCAGCCGCUCGCUGCGAUUGCCGGCUUCUGGACUGAAGGGGGCAUCUUUGGCCUUCGGGACUGCCAUUACUGGCGUGACCCUCUUUCAGCCGCUGCAGGCACGGCUGCUGGCGAGUGCUGCUAGCCAUGCACGACUGCUGGCGAGUGCUGCUAGCCUGCCCAUUGUUGUGGCUGAUAGAGGGAGAAUGUGUGGGAUUGAGUCAUGA